Molecule: messenger RNA, 189 nt
Organism: Haemonchus placei
Lineage: Eukaryota; Metazoa; Nematoda; Chromadorea; Rhabditida; Trichostrongylidae
Source: the annotation of a GenBank genome assembly
UUAUUUUAUUUCAAUCUUCAGCAUGAAAAUCAGCGCUCGGUGUUGCGCACCGACCUUUCCGACAGAAUCCUGGGUCUGUCACGAACUUCUAAUAGUGAUCCCGAUAGGACAAAGCCAAGCUGUGUCCUUAAAACAGCUUUAGAAGAAUGCGAUAUGAAUCACAAUUUUGAAAAUACGUGCUCAGGGUGA